AUGCCCGUGCGAGAGCACGAGCUACCCGACCGGCAGGGUUCAGAAAGCUCAAACAGCAGCUGGAAAUCACAAGAAACAAUCAGGGACAUCGAGAAGUCGCACCGGGAGCAGAAUAACUCAUCCUCGGACGGUCGCAAUGCCGACCCUUUCCCUGGAAGCCUAAUCAUGGACAAGCCUGGGUCCUCCAACGCUCCGGGAAUCGACUGGGGGUGGACAUGGAGCUCCCCAGAAAUUUCCCCCACCGAAGAACGCAAAGGCUCCGGUUUCAGCAAUCAUCGGAAGGCCCUGGCACUUCUUGGAGCUGGUGAUGAUCCCGCCCGAUCAAUUACUCCUAGCCCGCGGCCCCCUCCCAUUAACCCAUCUCGCCCCAGCCCUGAAGAGCUCGACUCGAUCGCUCCGUGGGUCACAACAGCCAACUCUGAAGGACCCGGAACCUUUUUCAACUCCGCCUCCGAAUAUGAAGCUUCACCUGCAUCGACGACGUUUCGCCCAGCUACUGGACGGACGUUCUCUAGUGAGCCGGCCGAUCUGGACUGGAAUGGGGACAAUCGCAGGCCUUCCGCCGCGAGCAUGACGAGUAGCCAAGGGUCAAAGUCAAGCACAGGUGCAAAGCUCUGGAAGAAGAAAUCCAGGGCCUCGGCUAGUGAUGAGUGGCCUAUCCCCGAUGAACCCGAUGAAGAUGCCCAACAGAACCCACCCAGCAGGCGUGGGGGCCCAAUUGACAAAGUCAAAGCUCGAGAAAGAGCAAACUCGGAUGGUUCAGAAGCAUCGCAACGGCCGUCGCGACCGCGAGCGGAAACCCCCGCACCUUCAAGUGAAGUCACUCCGUGGUUAUAUCAAAACGUGCACGAUAUUUCACAGUAUGGGGAGGCUCCCAUACGACAGCUGCCCAUCGGCCCUGAUGGUAAGCGUCUCGUUUCUGCCGCGGGUCUACCCCGUGGUACACACAGAGAUUCAAGUCGAAGAGCAGCCAACGGGCACCGCCAUUCUCGGAGUAAAGAAGAAAAGCCAACACUUGCAGGCGAUCUGGCCGGAUAUCAAUCUCGUCCCUCAGGUGGGCGGGAUGACUUCUCUGUCGGACUGAAGCCCUUCAAUGAACACUACCUCAAUUCCUCCACUGCUAUGAGCUCGUCCAGCACCCUUGGUGGCCGUUCAACCAGUCCGACUCCCAGCGUGCAAAGCGCUAUCUACCGUGAUCACGGUCAGAAUUCUCCGGGAGCUCCGCAAGAUAAGCGAGGUCUUCUUACUAGAGUACGACACUUGUUGCCGGGGUCACACAAGCCGCAUGAAAGGUCAAAGCACGAUCAUCCUCUGCGCCGGCAGCCAAGUUUUGAAGGAAGUUCUGCUCGUGUGGAUUCAGCAGAUUCAGACCGAAAGAGGGACACUGCAAAGCGCAAAUUCAACCGGCGGCUCCCCAUCGGCGGAGACCCCCACUCCUCAAGAGAGGAUACAACUCGCGAUGAAGGUCAUGUCUUCAAGCUCGAUACCAACUUGAAAGAUCUUGGCGACAUUGUUCGCGCAGCUUCUCCCAGUCACAUAAAAGCCGUCGCUGACAGUACAAUCACCCCGCGUGAGGAUUCGACCAGGUCUGAACAAGCGGGUGGCAUCGACACCUGGUCCGCUCCGGACAGCUGGGCAGUCAAGAAGCAAAAUGACCCUGUUGUGGAAGCCGCACCGCAACCCUCCAGUGCUUCCUAUUUCAUCCGCGUUUUCCGCAUAGACGGAACAUUUGCAACCCUUUCGGCUGGUGUGAACGCGACCGUUGCGGAGAUCUUGUACAUGCUGGGCCGCAAAUCCUUUUUACAAGAUCAUCUCAACAACUAUGAAAUCGUGCUGCGGAGGAAUGACCUAUCGCGACAGCUUGACCACAAUGAGCGGCCGAUCCUCAUGCAGAAACAACUUUUGGAACAAGUUGGCUACACAGAGAAGGAUCGCAUAGAGGACAUCGGUCGUGAGGACCACAGCUACCUCUGUCGCUUUAUCUUCUUGCCGACAAAGCUCAGCGGUUAUACCAGUCUGGAGGGCGAUCCCGGCUUUAGCAAGAUGUCAAAGUUCAGCCACGUGGAUCUCCAGGGCCGAAGCUUGGUCACCAUUCCGAUUACUCUGUACAAGAAAUCCUCGGAGAUCAUUUCGUUGAACCUGUCCAGGAAUUUGUCUCUCGAUGUGCCAAAGGAUUUCAUCCAGAGCUGCAUCAACUUACGGGAAAUCAAAUUCAUCGGCAAUGAGGCCCGGCAUCUUCCAGCUAGCUUUAGCUUGGCUAGUCGCUUGACUUACUUGGACAUUUCCAACAAUUUCUUGGAGGAGCUGGAACACGCGCAGCUUGACCGACUCGCUGGCCUAGUCAGUAUUAAGAUGGCGAACAAUCAGCUGACCAAACUCCCAAGCUACUUUGGGAACUUCAAAUAUCUCCGAAGCUUGAAUAUGUCUUCAAACAGCUUCAAGGUCUUCCCUGAGUUCUUGUGUAAGCUGCGGAGCUUGGUCGACCUCGAUAUCAGCUUCAAUAGCGUCGAGGAGAUCCAUAAUAUUGGUCGACUGGCUACGCUCGAGCGCCUUUGGAUGACCAACAACAACAUCAGCGGGUCGCUUGACGAGACCUUCCGGGAUCUGGUGAACCUGAAGGAGAUUGACGGACGCUUUAAUGCGAUCACUAGUAUUGAUAAUCUGUCCCGGCUUCCUCGUUUGGAGCAGGUUUUCUUUGGCCAUAACCUCAUCUCCCGGUUCCGUGGGGCGUUCCCGAAGCUGCGCAGCUUGCAUAUGGAUCACUGCCCGCUGACGCAGUUUGACAUCGAUGCCCCUAUGCCAACUUUGAGCUCUCUCAACCUUGCCUCUGCGAAACUGUCGCAAUUCCGUGAUGCUAUGUUUGAGAACUUACCCAAUGUCUCCAAGCUUAUCCUCGACAAGAACCAUUUAACCUCGAUCUCAGCCCAGAUUGGCAAAUUGCGUCGACUAGAACAUUUCAGCAUCAUCAAGAAUCCGCUCGGGUCUUUACCUGCCAGUAUCGGGUGCCUGGCGGAGCUCAAGGAGUUCAACGCUCGUGAGUGCAACUUGAAGGCGCUGCCAAAUGAGAUCUGGCACUGCGCCAAGCUGGAGACACUGAAUGUUUCCACAAAUCUCUUAACCACCUUCCCGAAACAUGGUGCCCCUCAGCCCUUAGUCCCUGGUGAACCGACCACCACUCCUGUGACAACUCCAGCUCUGAGCGGAACUCCAAACUAUGAGGAGCUAGGUCCCCUAGACGAAGUCGACUUCCGUCGACCUAGUCAUAGUCAGCCCUCGGGGGGUGCUGUGGGAUCUGGUUCAUCUCCAAAUGGCUCAUAUCGAAACCCGUCGAACACUCCAUCCAUCGGUCAAACUGGAGGAAGAAAGGUUUCCACAGCAUCACGAACUGCCACUGAUACAAGCAACGGCUCUCGGAAGGAUUCGAAUAUCUCGCAGCAUGCAACGACCUCGAGUUUUGCGGGGUCUCUUCGAAACCUAUACCUUGCUGAUAACCAGUUGGAUGAUGACAUCUUCCGCGAGCUGGCCCGCCUUCCUGAGCUUCGUAUCGUCAAUCUCUCGUACAAUGAGUUAACAGAGCUGCCACAGGGUGUCCUCAAGCGAUGGCCUUUGAUUUCCGAGCUCUACCUGUCCGGCAAUGAACUCACCUCACUUCCAUCCGAUGAUUUGGAAGAAGGAAGCAACCUCAAGGUUCUUCAUAUUAAUGCGAACCGAUUUCAAGUGCUGCCCGCGGAGCUUUGCAAGGUCAGCAAGCUGGCCAUUCUUGAUGUUGGAAGCAACGCGUUGAAGUACAACAUCUCCAAUUGGCCCUAUGAUUGGAACUGGAACUGGAAUCGAAGCCUGAAGUACCUCAACUUCUCAGGCAACAAGCGUCUGGAGAUCAAGCCCAAUAUUGCAACUAUUGGUCAGCAGGGUGGGAAUGGCACUGAUCUGACUGACUUCACGUCUCUCACUCAUCUCCGAGUGUUGGGAUUGAUGGAUGUGACCUUGACAAUCCCUACUAUCCCUGAUGAAAACGAGGACCGCCGUGUGAGGACUUCGGCCUCUUUGGCUGGCUCACUUGCCUACGGAAUGGCGGACACUCUCGGUCGUACUGAGCAUCUAUCCAUCAUUGACAUGAUUGUCCCCCGGUUGAAGCCCGAUAACGUGGAGACAUUACUCGGUAUGUUCGACGGGUCAACCCUGUCCAGUGGUGGCUCACGCGUUGCAAAAUACCUUCACGAGAACUUCACUCCGACCUUCUCGUCCGAGCUUAGGAAGCUUCAGCGUCAGCCAGAUCGGGAUGAAACACCGCUCGAUGCCCUGAGACGCGCAUUCUUAGCCCUAAACAAGAAUAUGGCUGGGUCUGCGUAUCGAUCGAUUGAUGAUCGCGAGCUACGCCAGUAUCAUCGCGGAUCUGCCUCGAAGCAGCUCAACCAGGACGAUAUUCAGUCUGGUGGCGUCGCUACGGUGCUGUACUUGAACAAUAUGGAUCUGUAUGCGGCCAAUGUUGGCAAUGCGCAGGCCAUUCUCGUCAAGCAAGAUGGUUCAUCGCGCCCGUUGACACGAGUUCAUGAUCCUGCUGAAGCUAGUGAACGGGCACGUAUCCGUGCUGCUGGCGGAUUUGUAUCUCGCAAUGGUAAGCUCAACGAUAUCCUCACGGUUUCGAGGUGCUUUGGGCAUUUCCCCAUGAUGCCUUCCGUUAUUGCCGCUCCUUUCACUCUACACACAACCUUGACUGAGCAAGACGAAAUGAUCAUAUUGGGAUCGAAAGAGCUAUGGGAGUACGUGGCCCCCGAGCUGGUCGUCGAUGUCGCUAGAGACGUGUAUCCGAACCUUAUGCUUGGAGCCCAAAAGCUCCGAGAUCUGGCUAUCGCCUUUGGGGCAACAAACAAGUUGAUGGUCAUGAUCCUUGGUGUCAGUGAGCUUCAACGCCGGCAGAAGAAAUGGCCGCGUCCUAGCAUGAACCUAGAACGCUCUGCAUUCCCUGAUGACGGAAUCGUCCCCUCAACCAAGAUUCGGCGCAGGCCUCGUGAUAUGCCAGGUGACACUCGCCUUGCGCGUUUCGACUAUGUCGAUGCUCCGACGGGCGAACUGGCUAUUAUCUUCACUGAUAUAAAAAAAUCGACUGGUUUGUGGGAGAUGUGUCCAGAUGCCAUGCGCUCAGCCAUCUCAAUUCACAAUGAUAUUCUGCGACGACAACUCGGAAUCAUCGGUGGUUAUGAGGUCAAGACUGAAGGUGACGCUUUCAUGGUUGCCUUUUCGACCACAACUGCCGCCUUGCUUUGGUGCUUCAACUGCCAGAACAGUCUUCUGGAAGCCGAGUGGCCUACGGAAAUUCUGGACCAACCGCAGUGCGCAGUCACGUCCGAUAUGGAGGGUAAUAUUAUAUCUCGUGGUCUAUCUGUUCGCAUGGGUGGCCACUGGGGUGAACCCGUUUGCGAGAAAGACCCCGUCACCAACCGCAUGGAUUACUUCGGCCCCAUGGUGAAUCGAGCCUCCCGAAUUUCUGCCGUCGCCGACGGAGGACAGAUCUUCGUAUCGUCAGACUUCAUGAGCGAUAUCCAGCGCAAUCUCGAAAUCUUCGCUGAUUCUGAACGCUCGGCAUCGACUAGCUCAAGUGACAGUCAUCCGCGAGUCGAUAGCCUUGGUCAAAAUAUCCGCCGCGAGUUGAACCAGCUGAAUAGCCAAGGUUUCGUGAUCAAGGAUCAGGGCGAGCGGAAGUUGAAGGGACUGGAGAACCCAGAACCCCUGUACCUCGUCUAUCCUCACUCGUUGGCAGGUCGCUUGACAAGCUUGGAAGAAAAUCAGCAGAAGUCAGAAGGCCAAGGGCCAGCGACCAUAGAGAAGCAGUCCAAGCUGAACGUGGACACCGAUGAUAUCUGGCGUCUAUGGGAGGUCACUCUCCGCUUAGAGCGGCUUUGCGGCGCUCUGGAGAACCCGGCAGAGCCACGGCUUAGGGAGCCGAAUGUUGCACUGUUCAAUAUGGUCAAGAAUCACGGAGGCGAGUUGAAUGAUUCGACUGUGAUUAGCUUGAUUGACCAGCAGGUCACUCGCAUCGAGGUAACCAUCAACACCCUCUCUGUACGCAACUUGAUGCGGCCCUUCAAGUCUGGCGAUCGGCUUGAGGAUUACGCCGUUCCCAUUGGCGAGAUUUUUCAACAACUGGCGACGCAACUUGCAGAGUACCGCGCCCUCAAAGAGCAGAUGGCCGUUGGGGCUGCAGGCAUCCCCGGCGGACCACCGGCCCCCAAUUAUAGUGGCAUUGACACGCACUCAACUCCGAGUGCAAACAGCACCGCCACCUCCGCCUCAUCCUCAUCCCUCAAUUUGUCCCGUUCUGCGGAUACACCUCGCUCCUUCGACCUUCACCGCAACAACCAUUGA
Penicillium canariense is the source of this 6363-nucleotide messenger RNA. RefSeq names its product adenylate cyclase acyA (gene acyA). Gene Ontology annotation, molecular function: protein binding; adenylate cyclase activity; magnesium ion binding. The record is from RefSeq and is a predicted model, not a curated record. Gene Ontology annotation, biological process: cAMP biosynthetic process; intracellular signal transduction. The coding region runs from base 1 to 6363 and encodes 2120 amino acids. NCBI's taxonomy places the organism in Eukaryota, Fungi, Ascomycota, Eurotiomycetes, Eurotiales, Aspergillaceae. The transcript has 3 exons.